AUGGAUCAAGUCCAAGAGAAGGUAGAGGAAGAUAAAGCUAAAGCUGCUGCCAAAGUUGUCGACGUCAACAAGGAUCGGGAUGCAAAGAAGUCACUGACCAAAGCUAGUACUUCGGGCACAAAACCUGAGGAGUAUGCGCAACGCAGCGGACCACUGGAUCAAACUCAGCGGGCCGCUGCGAUUGAGCCAGCGUCUGAUCAGCUUGAAAUACCUAGGUACGCCAAGCUCCUGAGAGAGGCGGUUCUGAAGAAGCAAAGUCCCCAGAAAUCUGAUCUAAAGCUUCCUCUUCACUGUAGUGAGAUCAUCCAAAAGCAAAGGUCUGUCAAGCAGAGAGAUCCAGACCAAUUCAUCGUUCGAUGUUCGAUUGGGAAUGGUAAAGUAGACAAGGUUCUUUGUGAUCUUGGAGCUAGCAUCAACAUAAUGCCAUUGGAAUACUACGAGAAGCUCAACAUUGGGCCACUCAAAUCCACAGAUGUUUGCUUAAGAAAUGGCUAA
This is a messenger RNA of Salvia splendens (bonfire salvia), 495 nucleotides long. RefSeq lists its product as uncharacterized. Lineage: Eukaryota; Viridiplantae; Streptophyta; Magnoliopsida; Lamiales; Lamiaceae. Bases 1 to 495 code for a protein of 164 amino acids. The transcript has 2 exons. The record is from RefSeq and is a predicted model, not a curated record.